CGACAGUUUCCAUGGGUCAGUGUACAGAGAAACUAACUUUCAGUAACAAUAUUACUCAACACCAUUGGGCUAGCGUAGCUAGCUUCCCUACAACAACACAGGGCCUGGCGUUAAUAGGCAGCUAGCGUGGUAGCUACCCAGUUAGCUUAGCUGUAGAUAUCAGAAAAUAGUAUUUUUUAGUAAUUUAUUUGCUAAAUAGCUUUUCGUUACAAUUCGUAUUUGCGUUAUCAACGUUGUUUUUCGUCCUUUAAGGGUCCAUGUUCCUCCCAGAGCCAUGCGCUAGCCCGUCCGCUAACUGACUUCACCGGCACAAGGGUGCGUCCCAAACCGCAAACAACUAUACUAAAUAAUGUGUCAAAUUUGAACACCGCCAACGGUGUCAUGGUUAUUUUUGACAUACUCUUUAGUAUGUAGUGUGCGGUCUGAGACGUAGCCUCAGCGUAAUAAAAUAAUAGCUCAGCCAGAUAGCUGCUCAACAUAACUGCAAGUAGUGAAUGUCAUCCUGUUGGACAUGUAGUAUUGCACUACCUGGAGCCUAGAAACCAUUAUUCCAUACCACCGUACAGUGCACUUGUAGGGAGUAGUAAGCCGAAUGUGUUCAAGCCACUAACCGCUUUGUACAGCGCAUGCGCAGUGCAAGCCGGGCCCUGAACAGAGCGGGUCUGUGGACAAUCACAGGUCUGUAGUCCAUGUGCGCUUCACUUAACUCGCAUGGAUAAACUGCUCAAUGGCCGGUAAACUGCUGACUCAAGCCGGAGAGGCAACGUGUAGAGCUUAAACCUCUUCAGAAAAGUUUUAGGUAUGGUGAUUCUCCAUUUAUAAGUAUUAAAAUCCAUGCUGGGAGAGAGUACAAUGGCAGUUCAUGGCUUCCAUCGGAGCUGAGGACUUGAGAAAGGGGGCAUCACAGCCAACCCUUGUUGUCCAAGCAAAAUCUGCAAUUGUGCAAUCGUCCAACACUCAUGCGUCUUCUGCUGUCCUUGAAAAGAAAUGGCAUCAUCCUUCAGCAUUUGUUGACUCUGUACCUCUGCCCCAUGUGAAAGUGGUGUAUGAGCAGCCCCAUAAUUUCUCAGGGAUAACUUCACAGCGUGCCUCUCCGUCAGUGCCUGCAGGGGUUGUACGUGCCCAAAGCACAGGUGCUCAUCCUUCCAGCAGUGGUAGUAGGGAUACAAGAGCACACAGUGCUGUCUCAAAGAGCUCAGUUCAUAUCAGUGGUCCCUCUACUGUAUAUCAAAGAACUUGUCAUCUGGAGCCAGUUAUUCACGGGUAUCAGUCACACAGGCACCUGAACCCGCUCAGGUUAAGGUCAAGACUUUUAGGAAAAAGAGCUUUUGCACCUCCGCUGUCAAUUUAUCCUCCUUGUCCCUCCCCACCCAAGACAUCCUCUCACAAAGCAUCUGUGAAGGUUGAGAAAAUCAUGCCUGCGAAUCAGUCUUACCCGUGGUCGAGGGGUAAGCUCAGAAGCAACGGCAAUGCGGUUAUACGUUCCUCCAGUGCCAAGGUGCCUACGAUUGCCAGGCUAGAGAUGAACGAUUUGAAGAAGUCUAGUGCUCUACUUUCUGGCAAGAGAGAAUGCAAAGCAGACAUACUAAAACACAGCCAAACAACAGUGCCUUUAGAGGAUAAAUACACAGACGUGCCUCCAAAUCAUAUUUCAGACUCGUCUGCGUGCAACAAGAUUGUGGCUGAGGAUGCUAAAGAGAAUGAGCACAUAGUGGAAUGCUGCGUGGGACAUGAAGCCAGUGAAGCACCUCAGAGAGUGAGGAAAGUCAGCUCUGAGGUGGAGUUCACGGCAGCUGUACGAAAGCUCACUAAUAACCUGGUACACGUGCGCAACGGCACACUAAACGGUCUGAGUGGACCACUAACGACCAACUUUGAUUCUCAGUGCAACUGGAGAGAAGUAAAAGCAGGUGCCAAUUCUGCGACGCAAGCCUCGACAGUUUGCCUUAUUAAUGGGAGUGAAGAGUUUUACAUGGACACAGAUCCCUCCAAUGCCCUUUGCCUAGAUGAAAAUUUUCCUAAUGAUGGAAUGACUCGGGACAGUACAUGUGCCAUUCCAGAGGAUAUUGAGCGCAGAAUGGACUCCCGUCAAUCUCCCACUGUUUACUCGGUAAUGAACCAGAUAUCUGCCAUACACCUUACAAAGGACUGCUGUCAGUACACUUCAGAGGAGGACCCAAGCCAGUUCCCUGUGACUCUGGAUGAGGGAAGUCUGCCUGAUGUCAGGGGUGGAAAGCCUUCAAAGAUCAGUGGAGGUUAUUGUAACAGCAAAGGGGGACUAAAGCAGGAAGGGGCUGUUCGAAAAGCACACGGGAAUGUCAUGGUCAGGGUGUGUCAGGUGAAUGUUGCUGUGUUACGGAACGGUGAGGAAAAAGAGCUUCCAGAUGAGUUUGAGAAUGUUUGCAGUGGCAAUAAUGAUGAUGGAUCAGAAUCCGAUGCCUCUUCAGCACCCUCUAUGGCAGCUUCACCAAAUAUUGAGGAGCCCAUGAGCUGUGAGUUGGAGGAUGAUCGGGAGGUGAAGCCAGCACUGGUGCCCAGCCUGUUCCCCUUCAGGCCCCCUACAUUAUACUUCAGUACCGCCAACGAACGAGUGGAGUUGCUUCCUCUGGAGCAGAGGAGUCUCCUGAAAUGGAAAAUAAGUACUGUCACCCCUAACAUAGUCAAGCACACAAUCACUAGAUCCCAUUUCAAAGUCACCAAGAAGAGUCAUGACUGGCUGGGCUGCUGGGGUCAUCAUAUGAAGUCACCUGGGUUCAAGGCCAUACGAGAGUACCAGAAGCUGAAUCAUUUUCCAGGUUCCUUUCAGAUCGGACGGAAAGACCGUCUGUGGCGGAACCUGUCCAAGAUGCAGACACAGUUUGGCAAACAGGAGUUUGGCUUCUUCCCGCGUUCGUUUGUGCUCCCGCAGGACAUGAAACUUCUGAAGAAGGCCUGGGAGGAUGGAGGGGGCCGGCAAAAAUGGAUCGUGAAACCGCCUGCUUCAGCCCGAGGAAGUGGAAUUCAAGUUAUUCAUAAGUGGAGUCAAAUGCCACGCAAGAGACCUCUCCUUGUGCAGAAAUACCUUCACAAGCCCUACCUUAUUAGUGGGAAUAAAUUUGAUUUGCGUAUCUAUGUGUACGUGACCUCUUAUGACCCACUCCGUGUUUACAUCUUCAACGAUGGACUCGUCCGCUUCGCAAGCUGCAAAUAUUCCUCUUCAAUGAAAAGCCUUGGCAACAAAUUCAUGCACUUGACAAACUACAGUGUGAACAAGAAGAAUGCUGAGUAUCAGACCAACAGCGAUGACAAGGCCUGUCAGGGCCAUAAAUGGGCACUGAAGGCGCUUUGGCAAUAUCUGGAUUCGAAAGGAAUUAGCACCACUCUUCUCUGGGAGAAGAUUAAGGACAUGAUCAUUAAAACCAUCAUUGCGUCAGACCCAUAUGUAAACUCCCUGGUGAAGAUGCAUGUGCGUUCCCCAUACAGCUGUCACGAGCUGUUUGGCUUUGAUAUCAUGCUGGAUGAGAACCUGAAGCCAUGGGUUCUUGAAGUCAACAUCUCUCCCAGCUUACACUCCAACAGCCCGCUGGACGUGAGUAUUAAGGGCCAAAUGAUCCGCGAUGUGCUAAACCUAGCUGGUUUUGUGCUGCCUAAGAAAGAAGACAUUAUCCUGUCCAGCAGUAGUGGCAACAGCUCCAGCGGCAGUUUGCAUGAAGGAGUGCGAGAGAGAUCAAAAUCAGACCUGUCCGCUGAUGAGAAACUGAAGAGAGCUUUCUAUCUCACCCAGAACUUUGGUGACCAGGAUUUCUACUCCAAAAUUCUGGAAGUGUUAACCCCUGACGAUGUGCGUGUUCUGGCUGAGAGUGAGGAUGAGCUGAGUCGUCUAGGAGACUUUGAACGCAUCUUCCCUUCCCCUGCCUCCUCCCGCUACCUCCGUUUCUUUGAGCAGCCUCGCUACCUCAACCUCCUCCUUAACCAGUGGGAACAGAAAUACAGUCAAAACCGGAGCAAAGGUAUCGAACUGCUGAGAAGUCUCUGUCAGAAAAGAGUACACUUGGGGAACCUUUCUGACUCUACACAUCAUUGGUCAUCAAAAUCCAAUCUUGGACACCGUUCAGACCUCCAGUGCACCACAUUUGCCAAGACAAUACUUACAAAAUCAAGUGCAACAGUAAGUCAGUAUGUAAGCUCCCAGCUGGAUGAAGAUGAUGAAGAUGAUGAUGAUGAUGAGUGGUCUGAUCAUGAUGUUCAGUCACUGACCUCCAGUAUUCCAGACAUGAGUCUGAUGGGAUUAGUGAGCCCAAAUUGAAAUGUGGCCAACGCCAGUCUGCCUCACCAGGACUACCUGUGAGACUAGUCAUGUACUCUGUGAUAAGUGAACAUCCAGGACUUCCACACAACGCACAAAAAAAUGAAUACUUGCACAUUUGAAGAGUUUGGUAGAGGGUGCUUGGGUUUUUGCCUUAUGACAAGUUGCUAGGAACAAACGUAUUUUUACAUAAUUCUCUCCCCUCAGUUUGUUAAACAGGUUUUUGCCCCAUCAGGAAGUGGGGUUCAUAGUUGAUUGGCCAGACUGAUGACUGUUUUAAUCACAUAUCUAUUUCACCAUUUCCAAGACUAAAGGUACGCUUUUCAAGGGCGGACUGGUAGACACGUUUGAAGAACAAAGAUGUAUAUGCAUAUGCUGUGUUUAUAUAUAUAUAUAUAU
This is a messenger RNA of Ictalurus furcatus (blue catfish), 4684 nucleotides long. It is a transcript of the gene ttll4, whose product is annotated as tubulin tyrosine ligase-like family, member 4. The transcript is spliced from 20 exons. Gene Ontology annotation, cellular component: cilium. Gene Ontology annotation, biological process: microtubule cytoskeleton organization; protein polyglutamylation. Bases 863 to 4285 code for a protein of 1140 amino acids. Lineage: Eukaryota; Metazoa; Chordata; Actinopteri; Siluriformes; Ictaluridae. The record is from RefSeq and is a predicted model, not a curated record. Gene Ontology annotation, molecular function: tubulin-glutamic acid ligase activity; tubulin binding.